AAUUAAUUAACGCGUCUCUGACCUCAUGACUUGGCUGUCGAGUCUCUUCGGCCUCGCAGAACGGACAAUGGACGCGGACGGUUCGCAGCAGACUGGUCGCCCGGGACCUCACGAUGCAGGCAAUCUGAACGAGGUUGCUGCUCCGCCUCCUGUGUACGAUGUAUCUGAGAGGCCGGUGCGGCUGAAUGAUUACCUGGAACACCAGCCAGCACGCAGAGCUCAGAUAGACCCUCGAGACGAGAGAUAUGAACCGGUUGGACCCGAUGAUGUGCAGAGCCCGGACGAAAACCCGCAAGAGAAACACCCUAAACCAGAACGCAUGUUGAAAUUCCUGCAGACGACCUAUAUUGUGUCCUAUCUUGUGUUAUUCUCGAUGUUGGGGACUUUACUCCGGGUGGUCAUCGAAUGCCUGACCUUCUACCCGGGGACACCAGUCAAUACCAGUGUUCUGUGGGCGAACGUUGGGGGCAGUAUGCUCAUGGGCUUCCUGAGCGAGGACCAAGAGUUGUUUCACUUUGAAAGCGUCAGAUCAAGUCUCCCUCACCAUGUGAAAAACGCCCCGUCACAGCGUGCCGCGCAUAUCAAAGCCCACAAGAAAACCGUGCCCUUGUAUAUCGGGCUGACCACGGGCUUCUGUGGAAGCCUUACGUCUUUCUCCACCUUCAUGCGCGAUGUCUAUCUGGCACUCUCCAAUAACCCCGUGGUGCCAGCCGGAUCGUAUGACGAGGUCUCCCUGUUUGCGUCUGGCCCUGCCAGUUUGAAAUCUCCUAAUGGCGGGUUUAGCUUCAUGUCCAUUCUCGCCGUCCUCUUCACGGAGAUCGGCCUCUCCUUGGCCGGUCUCUUUCUUGGAGCUCAUCUUGCAGUGGGUCUCUCUCCAUGGACGCCCAGUCUGGCCCAAGUGUGGUUGCGCAAAUACGUCGACCCUUUUUCCGCUAUCCUAGCUUGGCUAUCAUGGAUCCUUGUCAUCUGUCUCGUAGUCCUUCUGCCCCAAGAUCACGGAGCAACCACGUUAUGGAGUCCCAAUAUAUGGCGCGGACCGUUUCUUUUCUCUCUUGUCUUUGCACCAAUUGGUUGCGUAUCCCGCUUCUAUCUCUCCCUCAAGCUAAAUAGCCGGAUACUCGGUUUCCCGCUGGGAACAUUUACGGUGAACAUAGUAGGCACAAUGGUAUUUGGAAUGGCAUACUCGAUACAACAUGCCACCGUCAGCACUUCUCCGCUCACCAUCGGCGGAAUUACCGGCUGCGAGGUGCUGGAAGGGAUCAUGGACGGGUUUUGCGGGUGUCUGACCACUGUCAGUACCUGGGUUCUUGAACUGUCCGAUUUGCAGCGUCAGCAUGCUUAUAUUUAUGGGAGUGUGAGUGUGGCCGUUGCUUUGGGUUUCCUCGUCGUCGAAAUCGGGAGUCUGCAGUGGACUCGAGGUCUCGCCACACCUGUGUGUUUCCGGUGACACGUAGGCGUGUUCACAACGCGGCUGUCCUGGGAUGGAAAAGGCUUAAUCUGGGGGGUACUCCGAUAGAUCUUGUCAGUAUACCUGGACAUAGAGUCAGACAUCAUAGCGAAUCAAUGUGCCUGCUGCCACGUUAGAUAUCUGGGCACCGAAAAACAUAUUACAAGUCCAUUUCAGUCCUCCAAUUGCCUUCAUAACUCUUAGAGACCUAUGGUACCUAGUACAUAGAAGCCCAUUUUCGUUCCGGUCUCAGCCGAAUCAAGAGAUUUACAUAGUACCUGUUCACAGCUGAGCUUACCAAAGUCCCUACUUCCGCAGCUUCAAUA
Molecule: messenger RNA, 1773 nt
Organism: Aspergillus pseudonomiae
Lineage: Eukaryota; Fungi; Ascomycota; Eurotiomycetes; Eurotiales; Aspergillaceae
Product: FluC/FEX family fluoride channel
Exons: 1
Coding region: 26-1447 (473 amino acids)
Biological process (GO): fluoride transmembrane transport
Cellular component (GO): membrane
Molecular function (GO): fluoride transmembrane transporter activity
Source: RefSeq, a predicted model, not a curated record